Messenger RNA from Amborella trichopoda, 1966 nucleotides. RefSeq names its product haloacid dehalogenase-like hydrolase family protein. Gene Ontology annotation, molecular function: magnesium ion binding; acireductone synthase activity. NCBI's taxonomy places the organism in Eukaryota, Viridiplantae, Streptophyta, Magnoliopsida, Amborellales, Amborellaceae. Gene Ontology annotation, cellular component: cytoplasm. The record is from RefSeq and is a predicted model, not a curated record.
AAAGGGAGAGAGAGUGGGUGUGAAUAUUUUUUCUCAGGAGAAGUAGGACCCGUUUCUUCCCUUGCCCUGCCAAAAAAAAAGCAUAUCAAUGAACUAAUUAAAGUAAAAUUGACGAUGAGUUUAUCAGUGACGCAGAAUAAGAAUCUCAAUUACCUCAGAAAAAACCUUCUCUCCAUCGUUUAUCAAAAAAGAGGGACAGAGAAGAAGAAGAAGAAGAAUUCACAGUCCCAAUAAGCUCCAACAAUGGCUUCUGCAGUUGCAAAUGGGGUAUCUCUUCUUCAUUCACAGGCAUACCUUGAGAGCAAAGUGGUGAAUGAGACUAAGGCUUUGGUCUCUGAUCUCUGUAAGCAAUUCUACACCCUUGGAUGGGUCUCGGGGACGGGUGGAAGCAUCACAAUCAAGGUCCAUGACUCUGCUGUCCCGAAACCCCAACAAUUGAUAGUCAUGUCCCCUUCAGGAGUUCAGAAAGAGAGAAUGGUACCUGAAGAUAUGUAUGUCUUGUCUGUGGAUGGGGAUGUAUUAGCAGCUCCCUCUCCAAAGCCCUUUCCCCAUAAGGCCCCUAAGUGUAGCGACUGUGGCCCUCUUUUUAUGAAGGCAUAUAAAAUGCGUAAUGCUGGUGCUGUUAUUCAUAGCCAUGGGAUGGAGUCGUGUCUUGUAACUAUGAUCCACCCGCAAUCAAAAGAGUUCAGGAUAACUCAUAUGGAAAUGAUUAAAGGAAUUCAAGGGCAUGGUUAUUAUGAUGAGCUUGUUGUCCCUAUAAUUGAGAACACAGCUCAAGAGUCUGAGCUGACUGAAUCUCUUAGUGAAGCUAUCACAGCAUACCCAAAAUCAACAGCCGUGCUUGUCCGCAACCAUGGAAUCUAUGUAUGGGGAGACUCAUGGAUUAGUGCUAAGACUCAGGCAGAAUGUUAUCACUAUCUUUUCGAUGCUGCUAUCAAGUUGAAUCAGUUGGGUCUGGACUGGUCCAGUCCAAGCCAUGGGCUUCUUGCGAAUGGCAUAACACUAGGCGGUGGCUGGAAAAGAGAUAUAGAUGGGAAGGUGAAAUCGUCCAUUCAAAAUUUAGAUGACUCAUCUGGCCCAUCUAGGCAAUGUAUCCUGCUUGACAUUGAAGGUACGACAACGCCGAUAUCAUUUGUCACUGAUGUUUUAUUCCCCUAUGCCCGUGACAAUGUGAGGAACGACUUAAUUUCGACAUAUGACUCUGAGGAAACUCAAGAGGAUAUCAAAUUAUUGCGUGCUCAAGUUCUUGAAGAUUUAAAGGAAGGAGUUGUUGGUGCUCGACCUAUUCCUCCUGAAGACACAGGAAAAGACGAGGUGAUUGCUGCCUUGGUAGCCAAUGUGGAAGCAAUGAUAAAAGCUGAUAGAAAAAUUACAGCCUUGAAACAAUUGCAGGGUCACAUAUGGAGAACUGGUUACGAGAAGAAUGAAUUGCAAGGAGUAGUAUUUGAUGAUGUUCCUAAAGCUCUUGCAAAGUGGCACGAUCUGGGAAUCAAGGUGUAUAUAUACUCCAGCGGUAGUCGGGAGGCUCAAAGGCUUAUAUUUGGGAAUACAAAAUUCGGAGACUUGAGAACAUAUCUUUGUGGAUUCUUUGACACAAUGGUUGGAAACAAGAGAGAGAGUAGAAGUUAUUCGGAGAUCUAUCAGUCCCUUGGAGUGGACAAGCCAUCCCAAAUCUUGUUUUUGACUGACGUAUAUCAAGAAGCUGUCGCAGCAAAAGCAGCAGGUCUGGAGGUUAUCAUUUCUGUGCGUCCUGGAAAUGCUCCUCUUCCUGAAAAUCAUGGAUUCAAAACAAUUACUUCAUUCUCUGAAAUAUGAGUAUCUGCUUUGAGGUAGUAAACAUGAUGAGCUUGCUGAUUUAGGUUCUCAAGUUGUGAUACUGUUGUUAAACUAUGCGAAUUAUAGAAAUUUUGGGAUGCAUUACCCCAAGUUUAUGACAUAAAUAAGAUAUAGUGGUUGAGAGUUUCAA